UUCUUUUUGUGUUUUGCAAAGCGGGAUGUCUGGGCUCUGUGUUUCCGGUAUUUCUGGUGUUUGGUGGUUGGGAGCUGCGCUGCUUGUGAAUAAAGAUGCAGCAAAGAGAAGAGAAGCAGUUGGAGGCGUCUGUGGAGUCUCUGAUUUCUCGCGUUGCACAUCUGAAGAAUUCUCUGCAGAGCUUCAUCUAUAAGCUGGAAAAUGAAUAUGACAGAUUAACAUGGCCUUCAGUGCUGGACAACUUUGCCCUUUUGUCAGGGCAGUUAAACACAGUGAAUAAACUGUUAAGAAAUGAGAAAACUCCAUCUUACCGGAACCAAGUCAUCAUUCCUCUGCUGCUGUCGCCAGAUAGAGACGAAGAUUUAGCGAAACUCACAGAGCAGAGGGUGCCUGUGUUCAGUCAUGAGAUUGUUCCGGAUCACCUCCGGACAAAACCGGACCCGGAAGUGGAGGAGCAGGAGAAACAGCUGAGUGUAGAAGCUGCCAGGAUUGGACCUGAAGUAGCUCAGAAACAGAUCCAGACUAUGAAUAAACUGUGUUCGAGUCUGUUGGAGAAGCUCAACAAUCCUCGUGAUGAUCGAGAGGCAGAAACUGCAGCUAUACGGCAGAACAAACCCUCGUUCAACCCGACAGACACCACAGCCCUGGUGGCAGCAGUGGGCUUCGGGAAGGGGCUUUCUAAAUGCAGACCCCCCGGCCCUGUCAACACCGGCCAUCCCGGUCAGCCCAUGAUGACGGGCGGACCCACACUGCAGCAGGUCACCAUCGCUGGCACCUCUGGGCACCAAGCGGGCAUGGGGGCAUCAGUGGCUCAACAACAGCCUGGACAACCUGGAAAAAUGCCGAGCAGCAUUAAGACGAAUAUCAAGUCGGCCUCUGGUUCAAUGCAUCCUUACAACCGGUGAGGGGCUGGACUCUAACUGAACCCUAAAUACUUUACUUUCUCUCUUUCUUUUUCUUUCUUUUUUUUCCAGUUUUUUUGUAUUUUUGCCUGAUUUAUUGAAUGGGUUUCCAAAUAAAAGAUUUGCUUAAACAAAA
Astyanax mexicanus (Mexican tetra) is the source of this 1038-nucleotide messenger RNA. It is a transcript of the gene med8, whose product is annotated as mediator complex subunit 8. Gene Ontology annotation, cellular component: mediator complex; core mediator complex. NCBI's taxonomy places the organism in Eukaryota, Metazoa, Chordata, Actinopteri, Characiformes, Acestrorhamphidae. Gene Ontology annotation, molecular function: RNA polymerase II cis-regulatory region sequence-specific DNA binding; transcription coregulator activity. The transcript is spliced from 7 exons. Gene Ontology annotation, biological process: regulation of transcription by RNA polymerase II. The record is from RefSeq and is a predicted model, not a curated record. Bases 96 to 905 code for a protein of 269 amino acids.